AGACAUGUCAUGUUUCAUAAAUUAAUAUUGAAUAAUUUUACUUCCUUUCUUCUAUUCAAAUUAUACACUUUACGUAACGUGAAUUCUUGUUAUACGAUAACGGAGAAUCAGAUUCGAGUCGUCUGGGCAACGAACAGCAUUAUUAGGUCGAUACAAUGUUUCACGUGGGCACCCUUUCUCAUUUACGAAAACAUGUCCGAACAUAUGAGUGUAUCCGCCACCGAGAACAAGCUAAACGAGCUCAAUAAAAAGAUCGUCGAAAUCAAGAAGAAAAUCCAGUUGUCAGAGGGCCAAAGAAAAGCUAAUUUUGAAGAGUACGAUGCAAAGAAACGUGAAAACGCGCAAAAAAUUUCUGAUCUCAAGAAGAAGGUUAAAGAGCUUUACAUGAAAUAUGCAGAAGCGAAAAAUAAUAAGGAAGCGAUGGAACGCGCAGCUCUACUCAGUCGCGAUUCUAUAUCUUGCGCAAAUAAAUGCAAUUUGGAGGAGAUUAUAGUCACGGCAAGUGAGAACAACGUGCGUCUAAGGAAAAAACUAGAUAUACUCAAGUAUGAAAAGGAAAAGGUAGGUAUGAUAUUGCUUGUCUCGAGAUGUGACAUACGCGGUCAUUGCGUAUUCAAAAAGAAGACGGAAAAUCCUUUGAAAAAGAAAAUCGAGAGUUUGGAAGUGAAGCUGGAGCAUAUCCGAAUGAUGCAGAUUAAAGCAAAUAUUUCGCGUAUGAAAUACCGUUCUGUCUGCUCCGAAUUAAAAGAGAAAUCAGUCUUUUAUGCUUCCUCUUUGAAAGAUUUGGAAGAUGGCAUAAGGCAACAGGAAAACGAGAUUAAGCGCUUACAGGGAGUAAAGGAGGAAGCUAUAGAAUUGAAAGAUAGCACUCAAGAGACCCUGGUGAAAGAGGAAAUCGAUGAGACAAAUUCCAGCAAAAAACGCGAUUUCAUCAUCAAGGAAUACAGACAGCGCGUGUCGGAACGAAAGAUAGAAUUAGAGCGGUUGGAACGUAUGAUAUUCUAUACUCGUCCGCGGGACGAUUUCGAAACACGUGGGAAAAGUCGCGUACAGGUACAAGAGGACAUGAUCAAGGACGACCUGACGCGACUGGAGGAGGCGUUCGCUAAGCUGCGAAACGCCACCGGAGUGUCCAGGUCCGAAGAAGUUUUGAACCGGUUUCUGGGUCAGCAAGCGACCAAAGAGAGUCUACAGAAAAUGCGAACAGCCACGGAGCAGGAGAAGACAGUGUUGGAAAAGAGGAGGCAGGAACUCAAUGCUGAAAUAGAGACGAGGAAAUUUUCGGAAACGAAGAGCGCCGAACAAAACGCGGAAGUAGUAGCAAAACUCAACUCUCAAAUCGAUGAACAACGAUCUCGUAGAGAAAGAGCCGGGAGUGCAAGUCAACGAAUCCGCGAGCUGUUAAACGAAGUAACUGGUAUACUGCGUAAGCUGUGUGAGAAGUUUCAGCAUGUUACAGAUACUCCUUUACUUGAGAAUAUUGAAAUGGAUGAUACUUUAGUUAUUAUUGAAUUGUUAACUAAUAAAGUUAAACAAGGAAUGGAAGUUUUAAGCGCAUCCGACAAAUAUUUAGAAACGAUGGACGAAGCUUUGCCAGAGAAGAUAGAAACAAUGUCGAUCGCUACAACUUCGGUAGAAGGCAGAACAAUGCGUGUAAACAGCGACGGGCCAUUGUUUCCAAGAUUUCUAUCCUGUGCGACUCCGGCUGCUCCCCUUUCGGAGGACGAGGACGAAGUACCAUCCCGAAAUACAUUGAAAAGACAAGCACAGUUGCUCGUCGAUACCAAAAGCCGUCGUAAAGGAUUUGUUUUUAGGAGAUGAAUGGUUUAAACAUAAAAACAAUAUCAGCUAUUAUAAUAAAUAGCGCUUUAUACUUUAAUCUUUACUUUUUCAGAUAAUAAAAUCAGAUAAUAAAAA
Solenopsis invicta (red fire ant) is the source of this 1917-nucleotide messenger RNA. RefSeq names its product early endosome antigen 1 (gene CCDC151). The transcript is spliced from 10 exons. Lineage: Eukaryota; Metazoa; Arthropoda; Insecta; Hymenoptera; Formicidae. Gene Ontology annotation, biological process: cilium movement; outer dynein arm assembly. Gene Ontology annotation, cellular component: cilium. The record is from RefSeq and is a predicted model, not a curated record. Bases 10 to 1821 code for a protein of 603 amino acids.